AUGGCCCACGUGCCCCGUACCCGUUCCGUGCCCCCCAUCACCGGUACCGUCGCUGCGCCUCGCCACACGGCGCCGUUCAGGUCCCGCAGCCUGCCCCUUAGCCCUGUCCUGUCGGUGCCCCAGGCUGGCCCCCAAUGCCGCGCCCUUGAGCCGCCUGUCCCGGGCCCGUGUCAUGCCCAGAGCCGCCCGGUUCCAUCUGAGCCGCCCGCUCUGCUCCGAGGCCCCGGCAUCUCAGCCUUCCCCGUCGUGUUAACCAGUCGGCCAUCUCCGCAGGGCCCCGCCCCGUCUGUCCCGCAGCGCCGGCCCCUAUUCGCAGCCGUCUGUCUCGUUCCUACGACGGCCCACGCCGACUACUUCGAAGCCUCCGCCAGCCUCCCAGGUAGCCGCCCAGAGCCGGGCCCCCCAUCAGGAGCCGCACAAACGAUCCACGCCCGCCAGUCAGGAGCCGCCAGCACCGCGCCCGCCAGUGACAGGAGCCGCCACAGACCAGAAGUGCCCCAGGGCCGCCCCAGAGCCGCCCGCCAGCAGGAGCCACAGACCGCCCGCCAGUCAGGCCAGCCCGCCAGGAGCCGCCCGCCAAGUCAGGAGCCUGGCAGAGCCAUCCGCAGUCAGAGAGCCGGCCAAGCAACCGCCAGUCAAGAGCUGCAGGAGCCGCCCUUCAGCCGGAGCUGCCCUUUCCAUCCGGGAGCUGCCCUUCAGUCGGAGCUCGCCUCAGUCCGAGCUAUCUCUCAGGCCUGA
This is a messenger RNA of Salvelinus sp. IW2-2015, 738 nucleotides long. NCBI's taxonomy places the organism in Eukaryota, Metazoa, Chordata, Actinopteri, Salmoniformes, Salmonidae. The record is from RefSeq and is a predicted model, not a curated record.